UAGACACAAAUGCUCAAAAUAUGCUAAUCCAACAAUAGCAGGUUCAGAAAUAUAAUACACAUAUCUUAAGUAUGCAAAUGCAAUUGAUACACACAUACAUGGUGCAUGCCUGUAUAUAUAUAUAUAUAGACACACAAAUGGCAAUUCCACAUAGUGCUGACAUAUGUCCAGGCUCAUACAUGCAGCCACGUUGGCAGACGUAGCUUAAUGAAAUCCAGCAUGGCUGACCAGCAGACUAUUUUUGGCCCUCCAAGAGGCUAAAGGGUAAAAAGAUAUCCUAUAGUCUACUUAUAGGUAUUUCAGUUGAAUAUGUAGUCUAUCAUUUUGACAGCGCUUGUAACAAACCAGUCACAAUUAUGACACAAGACUGAUUAACGACACAAGGCUGAAUUACAGACAGUAUUUUGAAAUUACUUUUAAAGUAAUUGUUUGCAGUUUUUGUCAACACAUCCACUGCCAUUGAUAAACUUUGGCACAAAUUUGGCUUAAAAUUUGGUGGAUUUCUGUCUUACCUCACCAAAAACAUCCACACAAAAAAACAAAACAUACUAGAAACAUGUUAUUUACAACUGGAGAAGUCAGUUCAAUAGUAGAGAUCUGCACUGGUAAUGCUGAUGGACUAGUGAAGCUAUGUUUAGCAUCGUCUCUGUCACUGGUGCCUUUCAGAGAGUGAGUGAGAGUGAGUGGAGCCCAGCAACAUGAGGCGGGCAUAAGAAAAUCUAAUGUGACUUUCCAAAUAGAAACUAAAGUAGUAGAGAGACUGUGUCAGGGAACACAAACACUCUCCAACAGACUCCUUUCCUCUCCAUGCUACACCCUAUAGAAGCACGAUAUGGCUACUGCUGGUAGUGUGCUGUCUGAGGAGCAGCUUCUUUGCCCCAUCUGUCUGGAUUUGUUAAACCAACCAGUCUCCACUCCUUGUGGGCACAACUUCUGCAGGGACUGCAUACAAGGAUACUGGCAGUGCGCUAAUCUGUCGCAGUGCCCCAUGUGCAAGCAGAAGUUCUACAGGAGGCCUGAGCUCAAAGUUAACACCUUCAUAUCUGAGGUGGCUUCUCAGUUCAAGAGGUCAUUGGAAAAGAAAGAUGAAAAUGAAGUCAGUUCUGUGGACCAAUGUUCAGGCCAUAAAGGAGAAGUCUCAUGUGAUGUGUGUGUUGGAAAAAGAGUCAAGGCUUUUAAAUCAUGCCUGGACUGUUUGGCCUCCUUCUGUGAGACUCACCUGGAGCCCCAUCAUGUUCUAGGCACCUUCAAAAAACACCACCUAAUGAACCCCAUGAUGAACAUGCGAGACAGAGUAUGUAAGAAGCACGAGAAACUCCUGGACCUGUUCUGUAACACUGACCAGACGUAUGUGUGCCAGAUCUGCAUUAAGAAAGACCACAAAGCUCAUCACACUGUACCUAUAGAGGAUGAGAGCAGAGACAGGAGAGCUCAAAUUGGAAGGAUAAAUGCAGAAGUGGAAGAAAUGAUCCACGGUCGACUGCAGAAAAUCAGUGAAAUCAAUCAAUCCGUUCAGCUCAGCAGAGGAAACACAGAAAGAGAGAUCGAUGAGAGUUUGCAAGUCUUCAACAAACUGCUCCACUUUGUCCAGAGAGGCAAAGCUGAGCUGGUGGAGGUGAUUGGUGCAAAGCAGAGGCAAGUUGAAAGCAGGGCCAGCGGACUCAUUAUGGAGCUGGAGCAGGAGAUCGAUGAGCUGAGGCAGAGAAACGCUGAGCUGGAGCAGCUCUCACACACGGAAGAUGAUUUCUACCUUCUCCAAAGCUUUCCAGCUUUCUCCAUACUGCCAGCCACCAAAGACUGGUCUGACACCUACGCAGAGAGUGCUGUAUAUGUGGGCACGGUGAGGAGAGCAGUCAGGAGAGUAGCAUGUCAGCUGGAGGAGACAGUAAAGGCUGAGGUGAAGAGGUUAUGUGAGACCGAAUGUCAGAGGGCUCAGCAGUGGGCUGUGGAUGUGACUAUGGACCCCGAUACAGCUCAUCCCAAACUGGUGCUGUCUGAAAACAAGAAACAGGUCUAUCAUGGUGAGGCAGCGCUGAGCCUCCCAGACAACCCAGAGAGAUUUUAUCCUGGUGUCAGCGUUUUGGGAAAGGAGGGUUUCUCCUCGGGUAGGUUCUACUAUGAGGUCCAGGUGAAAGGGAAGACAGAGUGGGAUAUUGGAGUUGGGCUUGAAUCCGUCAACAGAAAAGGAGAAAAUAUACUAAACCCUGAAAGUGGUUACUGGACCCUGGGGAUGAGAAAGGAUAAAAACUACUGGGCCCUCAGCAACACUCCUAUCUGUGUGCCGCUGGUCGAGAAGCCCCAGAGAGUCGGGGUGUAUGUGGAUCUGGAGUGGGGGCAGGUUUCUUUUUACAACAUGGACUCUGCUUCUCAUAUCUACUCAUUCACUGGAUACUCAUUCAAUGAAAGACUUUUUCCCUACUUUAACCCCCGGCGUAAUCAUGGCGGGGUCAACUCUGCUCCUAUUAUCAUCUCGCCUGUCAAUGUCUAAAAUCUGACAAAAUUUCAUCUCUUCCUGCUUCUUGUAUUAUUCAAUCAUUUUUUAUCAUAAUUUUCAGAUUAAAGUUAGCAAUAGUUAGCGUGAUGUUUGUGGCUCUGUUUUCCUUAAUAAAGUUUGUAUACUCAUCUGAA
This is a messenger RNA of Siniperca chuatsi (mandarin fish), 2628 nucleotides long. Its product is annotated as nuclear factor 7, ovary-like. Gene Ontology annotation, molecular function: zinc ion binding; protein binding. The transcript has 2 exons. The coding region runs from base 833 to 2488 and encodes 551 amino acids. Lineage: Eukaryota; Metazoa; Chordata; Actinopteri; Centrarchiformes; Sinipercidae. The record is from RefSeq and is a predicted model, not a curated record.